Molecule: messenger RNA, 571 nt
Organism: Salarias fasciatus (jewelled blenny)
Lineage: Eukaryota; Metazoa; Chordata; Actinopteri; Blenniiformes; Blenniidae
Gene: ndufb11
Product: NADH:ubiquinone oxidoreductase subunit B11
Cellular component (GO): respiratory chain complex I
Source: RefSeq, a predicted model, not a curated record
ACAGCAGGUGGCGGUAUGCUGACAAAGAAGAGAAGAGAAGAGAGAGGAGAAGUUGUUUCCGGUUCCGGGACAACAGUCUCCUUCGCAGAUAAAAAUGUUGUCCCUCUGUCCAGACUGGCCGGUCUGUCCCGGCUCGGUUCUGUCCCCCGGUUGCUCUCCAGCCAGCAGCUCCGGUUCGUGAGCCAGUCCAAACCGGCCGGAAGCACCGCGGUGACCGAACUGCACCGACCGGGCAAUGAGGGACACGGAGAGGUCAGCCCGUACCUGAAGAAUCCAGAUUACCAUGGCUUCUCCAGCGACCCGGUGGAGGACACCCUGAACAUGAGGGUGGGCUUCCUCGGCAUCUCUGUGGCUCUCGUCAUCGGAGGAACCUUCAUCCAUUACCUGCCGGAUCUCAGGAUGCGGCAGUGGGCCCGGAGGGAGGCCGGACUCAUCGUACAGAGAGAGAGAGAAGGUCUCCCUUUGAUAAGCGAGAACUACUACGACACAGAAAAGAUCGUGCUGCCCUCGUCUGGAGAGUAACCUCUGCUUUAUUGUAUUUCACUCGAACAGAAUAAAUGCUGUAAUUAUU